AUGUCUGUCGAAGAAGGCGAGUUUGCUUUGCCCGAUGGGAAACAACUCUACACGAAGACUUUCAGGACGGAUGGGCCAGCAAAAGCACGACUCGUCUUCAUCCACGGCUUCUCAGACGUACGAGCCCCUCUCAAACGCAUACAUGGCACGUUUAACAUUGACAUGACAUUGAACGCCUAUGGCGAUUUCUUCCCAGGACUAGCUUCCAAAGGGAUCGAGGUCUACACGUUCGACCAGAGAGGAUGGGGCCGCUCUGUGACAAAGCCCUCUGAACGAGGGGACACGGGUCCAACGGCGCAGGUUCUUGAUGACAUUACCUCCUUUCUCAAGUCUGUUGUUCCAAGUCCAGUACCCCUGUUCUUAAUGGGCCAUUCCAUGGGUGGCGGAGAAACGCUCUGCUAUGCUGCCCAAGGACCGGACGAGGUCCGCAAGCACAUUCGCGGCUACAUCCUGGAGUCGCCCUUUGUAGACUUUGAUCCAAAGUCGAAGCCAUCCUCAUUCACAGUUUUCUUCGGCAGAGUUGCGGGAAAAGUACUCGCAAAGCGACAGCUGACUAACAAGCUGGACCCAAGCCUCAUCUCGCGAAACGCAGAUGUGUGCAAGCAAUUCGAUGAAGACCCGCUCUGCCACGAUACCGGCACGCUUGAGGGGCUCGCGGGAUUGCUCGACCGGACCAAUGCCUUGUCUAGCGGAAAAAUUAUCAUACCUGACAAUGCCGGGGAAGGCGGAGUGACCAGGAUCUGGAUAGGACACGGGGACAAGGACGGCAUCACCAGCUACCCAGCCUCCAAGCGACUGUUUGACGCCUUGCAAGUCAAGGACAAGGAAUUCCAAACGUACGCGGGGUACUACCAUCGUCUACAUGACGAGCCUAGUCCUGAUAAAGAGAAGUUCAGAGAGGAUGUUGCCAACUGGAUUUUGGCGCGCUCAGACCCUGUCGGCGAGCAUGAUGCGAAGCCAAGGCUGUGAUGUACAGUAGAAGCUUUCCAGCCUGGCUAGCAGGCGAGGCGAUGGCGGCGGACUACAUUGAAAGGGCGAUUAGCGCUGCCGGAGUCGAUAGGCGCGUCUUGUUCGCGAGUUUAAAACGCGGAGAAUCUCCAGCCCAUGGCCCUGUGAGAAUGACGAUGCUGUAGGACUUUGAUGUCGAGUCGAGUUAAUACCAAUACACACCUGUU
Messenger RNA from Pyrenophora tritici-repentis Pt-1C-BFP, 1175 nucleotides. The record is from RefSeq and is a predicted model, not a curated record. NCBI's taxonomy places the organism in Eukaryota, Fungi, Ascomycota, Dothideomycetes, Pleosporales, Pleosporaceae.